Molecule: messenger RNA, 606 nt
Organism: Ipomoea nil (Japanese morning glory)
Lineage: Eukaryota; Viridiplantae; Streptophyta; Magnoliopsida; Solanales; Convolvulaceae
Exons: 4
Coding region: 141-563 (140 amino acids)
Source: RefSeq, a predicted model, not a curated record
CACCAUCAAUUAAUCCCUCUCGACCUGCUUGGAUUAAGGGCAAAAUCAGCAUUAACCUUGACAACAACAGCACUUGGUAUAUAGGAUGUAGCCAUUGUUUAAAAAAGGUUUAUGCACAAAGUGACCAGCAAUUUAACUGUAUGCAUUGUGGUGAAAAGAGAGCGGUGGGUACUCCAAGGUGCAAAUUGGAUGUGGAAAUUGUUGAUGAAACUGGGCACAUUGCGGCGUCAGUAUUUGGACUACUUGCAGAGUCAUUGUUGUUACAUUCAAGUAAACAAGUUAUGGAACUAGAACAAGAGGGGAAAAAACUACCACUCCUAAAUAUCAACAAGCGCCUACAAGAUCAAGAGUUCGUUGUACAACUAAGAUCUCAGGCAUAUACGCAACAAGGCAGAUCCACUUCUUCCUACAGUAUAAUCUCAUUGCAUGAUGCUUCCCACUAUGAUAUUACAACUAACACAAUUGAGCAUGGCGCACUACCAAAUCAAAAGAAGAGGAUGUGUACUGAAGGUGAAGAUCAAGAGAAUGACAAUGCCUCCCUCAAGAGAAUUAAGAAGGCUUAGAGAAAUUUAUUAAACCAAAUGUAGAUUUUAUUUAGACUAUUAU